CCAGAUCAGAUGCUAGAUUGCAGGGAUGGGGAGGGCAUCGAUUCACAGCCCACGAAGCGCUGCUGUGCAGGGCAGAGGACGGACCAAUUGCAUUGGUGCCACAGCUCCCCGCGCUUUUUCCUCCCGCUGCCCCUCUCAACAUCCAAGCUAUUCCCCCUGCCCCGUACUAAAUGUCUCCCUUCUUCUCUUACACCACUCUCCCCUAUCAACUCACGGAGGGCCCUUAUCCUAUGCGCGAGUUCUCAAAGUAUUUGGUGGAGCUGACUGACGUGGAGACGCUGCCCUUCGCAGACGAAGACGCGUGGGAGUUGCACCGUGCGCUAUACAAGUCCGUGGCGUUGGGGAUGUUCCGAUUCUUCGUGGAUCACGAAGACCACUGUAUCGGGGAGCACUUCGUCGUCUAUUACGUCUUCACGCGGCCCAAGCCAGCGCAGAAGGAGGGGACGGUGGCGUUGUACCCAUUCGCCCAGCUCCAGCCGACCGAUCCGGGAUUGUUGGAGCUCAUACAUCUUGAGCUCCUAUCCAUUGCACAAGUGAUCGCGAGCGAGGAAGAGGAGAUCCAACCACGAUUGCAGACGGCGGCUGCCCUGCGAAGAACGUACAACGUGGUCGUCAUCCCGGAUUACAUUGCGCAGCGCAAGGAGAGGUUGGAGGACUUCCCGGAGGAAAAUUCGUUGCGACCUCCCUCGUCGUAUCCCAGACCGACGCCGCCCAAGGCCCCCAAGAAGACGCCGAAAAGGAAGAGACGCCACCCGUCGCCAGGAGCACAAGGCAGUCGAAUCGGUGGUGGCGAGGAGGUGGUUCAGCCCAUGCGCACGUGGAAUCCCGACCCUGUGCCUGGGAGUGCGGCGACACUGGUCAAAGAGACUGUCGUGCCAUCGCCACCCUUCCCGCGCGUGCCCGAUCUUAAUCUCGAUGGAGCCGGGCCAUCAGCCGCAGCAGCCGGAGGAGGAAGCCGAAUGGGAUUAUCGGAUCCCGUAUCCAGAUCCCCCGUCCUCGCGGGACCUUUCUGCUUCCGCCAGCCACCCUGGAAGGUGGAUUUCAUGGUGGAGCCCACCACCAUUAGGCUUGAGGCCAUUGCGGGGGCGCCGCGCCGUGAUCCGGCGUGGGAGCCAUAUCUGACACCCUCUUUUCAAGGGUGUAUCACAGCGCGACUGGCAGGGACGCUCAUCUAUGAGACCGGGCAGCGUCCCAAUGUGAUGUACCACUUCCUCGUCUUCGCGGCACAGAAGCGGGAGCGGCGGCCCUACACCGAGACUCAUCUGGUGAUGACGGGUCCCGGACCCCGAUCGGUACGCAAACGGGUGGUGCGAGCGGUCGCAGAUCUGGCGCCACGUGUCCUAUCUCAUGUGCCGGGGGCCUUUCUCUAUCCCUCGUUUGUCCAACACCACUUCCACGAGGAGGACGCGCCGACGACUCCCGCGGCCAUGGCCGUUUUCCUUCCCCCUAUUCCGCCCCCUCUCAAUCCCGACAUCGAUCACUUCCUUUAAUCACCCUCGUUUACUUCUCCCUUCUUCUCUCAUUCUCUUUCUCCUCAUCGUCUUCUUCUCCUAUGCCCAAAGUUCGCGCGUCAAGACGCG
Molecule: messenger RNA, 1580 nt
Organism: Chara braunii
Lineage: Eukaryota; Viridiplantae; Streptophyta; Charophyceae; Charales; Characeae
Source: the annotation of a GenBank genome assembly